UGGGAAUGCCAAGAGAAAAGCAGCAACCCCAUUGAGAGCUCUCACCGAAUCACCGCGUAACCGUCACAUGUCCGGAGACGCGCGGCCCCGCCACCGGUGCUAUUUAAGGCGCUCGUCGCUCUCAUCAGCACCAGUUCGCUGUCCACUCUCUUUACGCGAGCACUCCAAACUGCACUGACGACGCGCGCUACGAAUCUCUACCACUCUUUCUCCACACACACACACGAGCACGCAAGAGAAAGUUUCUACUUUUUCCUGUCAACAUGCCGAGGUCUUUCCUGGUGGAUUCGUUGAUUUUAAGGGAGGCCAAUGACAAGGGCAACGAGAACAGCCCGCCGCUGUUCCCGUACGCGGUGCACUCCGGCCACCACCACGCGUUGCCGGGCUCCUGCCACUCCAGGAAGGCAGGGCUGCUGUGCUUCUGCCCACUGUGCAUGGCCGCUUCGCAGCUGCACCCGUCCCCGCCGUCCAUGCCUCUGCUCAAGGCCUCUUUCCCCGCCUUCGGCUCGCAGUACUGCCACUCGGCACUGUCGAGGCACUCCUCAGCCAACGGCGCGCACCUCGGCCACGGCCCGGGGAUUUACCAAGCCACCUACUCCAUGCCCGACCCACGGCAGUUCCACUGCAUUUCCAUCGAAAGUAACAACGCCAAACUUCAGAGCAGCAAGCGCAUGCGCACGGCCUUCACCAGCACGCAGCUUUUGGAGCUGGAGCGCGAGUUCACCUCCAACAUGUACCUGUCGCGGCUGCGGCGCAUCGAGAUCGCCACGUACCUGAACCUGUCCGAGAAGCAGGUGAAGAUCUGGUUCCAGAACCGCCGGGUGAAGCACAAGAAGGAGGGCAAGGGGAGCGGACACAGGGCGGGGGGCACGCACAACUGCAAGUGCUCGUCCGCGCGGUGCUCGGAGGAGGAGGAGGAGGACAGCCCCGUAUCUCCGUCCUCCUCGUCAGAGAAGGACGACGUGGACCUGUCCGUGUCCCCGUGAGAUCUACGCUCACUCGCACGCACGCGCGCACACAACCACACGCGCGCGCGCGCACGCACACACACACACACACACACACACAC
Molecule: messenger RNA, 1069 nt
Organism: Gadus morhua (Atlantic cod)
Lineage: Eukaryota; Metazoa; Chordata; Actinopteri; Gadiformes; Gadidae
Gene: gsx1
Product: GS homeobox 1
Exons: 2
Coding region: 264-986 (240 amino acids)
Biological process (GO): regulation of DNA-templated transcription
Cellular component (GO): nucleus
Molecular function (GO): sequence-specific double-stranded DNA binding; DNA-binding transcription factor activity, RNA polymerase II-specific
Source: RefSeq, a predicted model, not a curated record